Molecule: messenger RNA, 956 nt
Organism: Trachymyrmex septentrionalis
Lineage: Eukaryota; Metazoa; Arthropoda; Insecta; Hymenoptera; Formicidae
Gene: Non2
Product: upstream activation factor subunit spp27
Exons: 5
Coding region: 50-838 (262 amino acids)
Cellular component (GO): nucleus
Source: RefSeq, a predicted model, not a curated record
CCGGCGUAGGCUCAGUUGGCAGCAGUACGUACAACGAGUAGCAUCUACCAUGGCCGAUAUCUCAAAGGAGGAGCUACGCAAGGAGAUCACCGCUAUCCUCAAGGAUGCUGAUCUCACUACAAUGUCUGCUAAAAAAGUGAGGCAACAAAUCGAAGAAAAACUCGAUGUUGAUCUCAUAGAAAGGAAAAAGGAAGUCGAUGAUUUAGUCAUGGAAUGUCUUCAAGAAAAACAGGAUGGAGGAAAGAAAAAGAAGAAGGCUGCUAGUGAAGAGUCUGAAGAUGGUGAAGAGGAAGAGGAAGAAGGAUCUGAAGAGGAAGAGGAAGAAGAAGAAAAAAAACCAGCCAAGCGAAAUCCUGGUAAGAAGGCUCCUAAUAAACGUAAGAAGGGAUCCUCCGAAGAUGAAGAAAGCGCUAGUGAUGAUGAUGCUAGCGAUGAAGAAUACAGUCCAAAGAAACCUAAAGUUACACCCAAAAAAAGUAAGCCUGGAAAGAAAGGAAAAAAGAAGGGAAGUGACAGUGACAGUGACGAGGACUGGGGUAAAAACAAAAAAGCUCCAGGAAGUACAGCAAAGAAGGGAGCUGGUGGCAAGGGCAAAGGUGGUGGUUACACACGCGCUAUCACACUGUCUCCAGAACUCGCCGCUAUUGUUGGCGCAGAACAAAUGCCUCGACAUGAAGUCGUGAAGAAAGUAUGGGGUAUUAUCAAAGAAAGGAAUCUUUAUGAUCCUAAGAAUAAACAAUUUGCGAUUUGUGAUGAGGAAUUAAUGAAGGUAAUCGGCGUAAAGCGUUUCAGAACUUUCGGUAUGAUGAAAUACCUCAAAAAUCACUUUGUAGAUUAAAUCAUUCUUCAAUCCCGAUCUCCGACAAGUUAUAUACAUAUAUAUAUAUAACAUAUUCCAAGGUGCGUCUCGUGCACCUCUUCAUCUUUCUCACACGAUACAUACAUACUAUACAUGA